This is a messenger RNA of Strongylocentrotus purpuratus (purple sea urchin), 2106 nucleotides long. RefSeq names its product 2-hydroxyacylsphingosine 1-beta-galactosyltransferase. The transcript is spliced from 4 exons. Gene Ontology annotation, molecular function: UDP-glycosyltransferase activity. The record is from RefSeq and is a predicted model, not a curated record. NCBI's taxonomy places the organism in Eukaryota, Metazoa, Echinodermata, Echinoidea, Camarodonta, Strongylocentrotidae. The coding region runs from base 94 to 1707 and encodes 537 amino acids.
GUUGGUAUACUGCAUGCAUAUGUGCAUGGUAUAUUCAUCUCGCUGUCGGGUAAUGUAUGUCAAAGUUUCUACUGAAGGAUAAUCCGUUCAUGAAUGUGGAGUUUUAACUAUCCAAUAAUGCAUUUCCGAUGGACAUUCGUUGUAUUGCUUGCCUUGAAACUUGUCUUGUCUUUCCCAGCAUCUAAUGCGCAUGAUCAACGCGUAAGUGUUUUACCUUCAAAACGAGAAAAUGGCGGCCGAGGACGCAUAUUGCUGAUGUUUCAGGGAUGCGGUGUAAAGACAAGUCUAUUCAAACUUGGCCUAAGACUCGGUCACGUGCUGAGGUCAGAAGGCUAUCACGUGAGUCUUGUCACCAUACUCCAACCAGACGAGCAUGAUGGUGUAGAGGAUGACCACGAGCUCAGAGGUUUCUCGAGGGUGGACGUCCUAUCUGAGGGCGUGAUCGACGAGUGCCGUUCCUUGAAGGGCAAGAUCUCGUCUAUGAGUGCAAGCAGGGUCGUUGGCACGCAGCAACUACUAGGUCUCCUGACGCCUCAGAGGAUCCUCUGUGAGGCACUUCUGGCAAACCAAACCACCAUGGCGCACCUCAGGAAUCUAAACUUUGACAUCAUCAUCAGUGAGUCGUUUGGUCCUUGUCAUAUGAUUCUGUCCCACCUUCUUGGCGGGAUUCCGACCGCGAAUUUUCUCGUCGUUUCUCCAAGUAGUCUACCCCAUGCUCUGUUUCCCCAGAAGAUGGAUAUGGACCAAACGUCUAUCCUUGGGAGACUCCAGUUUACCGCGGAAAUGAUGAGUCUCCAUCUAUUUUAUCGCAGGUUAUGGGGGUACUACAGCGAAAUUGCAAGUAAAUAUGGCAUCUCUACGUUAGGAAGUGUCUCCGAAUUCACGUCUUCAUACACCAAUGCGUCUCUAUGGUUUCUGAACGCUGACCCGGUCCUUGAUUACCCGUUAACUCUGCCACCAAACUUCGUCAUGCUAGGUGAUCUCACAUCCCACCCACCUCGUCCUAUUGUUGAUGAAGGACUUCGUCAGACUAUAGCUCAUUGUAGUUCGAAAGGGCACAUCAUUGUUUCCAUCAGCACCAUUGCCCGUCAGCUGAAGGGAACCACCGAGGAGACCUUGGUUGCAGGGCUGUCCAGACUGCCCUUCCAGACACUCUGGCGGAAUGACAGACCGAGCUUGCAGCCAUCACCAACCGAUAAUAUCCAUUAUACCGGCUGGAUGAAAAGCAACGAUAUGAAUGAUCUUCUUGGUCUCAACAGAACUGUUGCUUUUAUCACCACGGGAGGGCGUUGUGGUAUUAUGGAGGCGAUUUACCAUGGUAUUCCGAUGCUUUGCCUUCCCUUGAUGUCAUCUGACCAUCAUGAAAAUUGCGCCAAAGUCCAGAAAAUCGGCAUGGGUAUCGUGCUUGACAUUCACUCAUUCACAGCUGAUGACGUGUACGAUGCAGUCUUGAAGCUGACGCACGAGGAAAGUUAUCAGAAAAACGCCCUCAAAGCGUCGCACGCCUUCAAGUCCAAGCCCCAGUAUCCAAGAGAACGCGUUGCAUUUUGGGUAGAACACGUCCUACAAAACGGGGAUCGUCACUUGAAGCACGUUGGAUCUGGAUCGUUCUUAAGUUUGAUUUACUCUACAUGUCUGGACCUUGUUAUUCAGCUAUUCCUCAUUGCUUUUAUUUCUGCUUUUAUUUAUUUCAAGAUAAUAAAGUGAUGGCGCGAUGGGUCAGUGGUAGAGCAGUGCAUGGUCUCGUAACCGGGAGGUCCCGGGUUCGAAACCAAGUCGAUGCGCUAGUGCCCUUUGGUAAGGCAUUAAUCCGCAUUACCAAGUCCUUCGGAGAGGACUUAAAACCGUCGGUCCCCUGGUUGCUUACUUACAAGCGUACACAUGUUUUGUUAGCAUACAGGUAAAACUAACAAACCAACCAACUAAGAUUGUUAUUAAGUGGACAAUGAACGGACAUAGUUUGUGAUGAUUAGCUCUUAGCUCAUAUAAUGUUGACAUAAUUAUUGAUAUGAUUGUAAAAUACCAUCUGGAAAAGGUCUUUCAAAGAAAUUUGGAUGGAAUAUGACAAAAUUAAUAAAUCAAAAGAGUUUGAUUUUACCCAGUUUA